Molecule: messenger RNA, 523 nt
Organism: Cadophora gregata
Lineage: Eukaryota; Fungi; Ascomycota; Leotiomycetes; Helotiales; Ploettnerulaceae
Exons: 1
Coding region: 1-327 (108 amino acids)
Source: RefSeq, a predicted model, not a curated record
AUGUCUUUCGGACAAGAACUACCAGUCUCCCCAGCGAGAACUCACAGCGACAACGAGCACGACGAUACCAAUUCGCAAUCAUCUCAAGAAAUUAUUGACUCGAAACCCACCAGUCCCUCUCAUUCAACGACCGCAGAAGACGAUCUCAAGAACCUCAAUUUCACCGAGCAAGACAUCUCUUCAUCCGACGAUGGGGGAGAGAAACAGAGGCCGACACCGAACCCGGGCUGUUCAAAGACCCUGAGUCCAUCCAAGCAAACAGUGCCGACAUCCAAGAAUUCAGCCGUCUCGCCGAAUCGCUCUCACUCUUCGCAUCCUGCCUCAUAGUACCUCGACUUCCUUCGCCUCCUGCUUCACCAGACAAAUCAAGAUCCACUCACAAUCUCCAUCUCAAUGUCAGCAUUGAUCCCUUCACCGACGCGGACAAAACUGAAGCGGAGUUUGGAGCCGACUUGCUGGAGUUAAUUCAGGAUCCGUCGCACAAAGGGAACAGUGAGUUGAUUCAAGGGAUUGGAAAUUUGAU